AUGGAGGCAGAUACAGACCAUUCUGACUUUAUCCAAAACUAUGUCAAUAUGGAAUCCAGAGACAGAAAAGAAGCUAUGGAGUUGGAAACAAAGAGGGACUCUUUUGAUAAGGCAGCUUGCCAGGCCUUGUGGGCGCACCCAGAUAUUGCUUGGGAAUGGCACCCAGCUGUGAACACUGCUGGGGGGCUGCUGUGUGUUUGGAAUAACAAAACUUCCAGGUUGAUUUCAGAAUUUCUGAAAAAGGGGUUCAUUAUGUUGGAAGGGGUUUGGUUGGCUGACAUGCAGAGAGUUGUUGUGGCCAAUAUUUAUGCUCCUUGUGAUAUAGAAGGUAAAAGACAGUUGUGGCAGAGUUUAAGUAGAAGGAAGAUUCAGUCCCAAGUUAAUUGCAGGUGUCUUGUAGGGGAUUUUAAUUGUGUUAGACAUCCCUCUGAAAGAAUGGGAAGCAAUCACAAUAAUCCAGAUACUAAUCUUAUAGCUGAAUUCAAUGAUUGGCUUGCUGUUAUGGAGGUAGAUGGCAUUCCUUAUGUGGGUAAGCCCUUUACUUGGGUUAGGCCAAAUGGAUCAUGCAAAAGAAAAUUGGAUAGAGUGCUAGUCUCUUAUGAAUGGUUAUCUAAGUGGCCUGAUAGCUCCCAAUUUAACCUUGAAAGGAAUUACUCUAAUCAUUGUCCUGUCAUUAUGUAUUCUAAAUGCAUUGAUUGGGGCCCUAAGCCUUUUAAGGUUUAUGAUGGUUGGUUAAUGAAUAAAGACUAUCAGAAGGUGGUGAGGGAUUGCUGGUCUGAAACUCAGCCUAGGGGGUGGGGUGGUUAUGCUCUAAAAUGCAAACUUCAGAACCUCAAGCAAAGGUUGAAAAAUUGGAGUAAAGACAAUAUUGGAGACUUGGGCAACAAGGUGAAGCAGAUCCAACAAAAGUUAAAUGAUUUGGAAAACUCUAUGACAACUCAGCCUUCUGACCAGCAAGUCCAAGAGCUCAAGAAAACUCAAGCUGACCUUUGGGAAAAGGCUACUCUUCAUGAGUCUAUUAUGAGACAGAAAUCAAGAAGCAAAUGGAUCAAAGAGGGAGACAGCAAUACCUCUUACUUUCACAAAAUUAUUAAUCACAGCAGGAGGAGAAAUGCCUUGAGGGGGAUGCUGAUUGAUGGUAUCUGGGUAGAAAACCCUAAUUUGAUUAAGGCUAAAAUUCUGCAGCAUUUUCAGAACAGUUUUCUGAACCUCAUCUGCUCAGACCUAAUCUACAUGGGUCUCAAUUCAUCAUUCAUUGCCAUUAUCCCUAAGAUUAAGGACCCUCAAUAUAUUAGUGAUUUCAAACCCAUAUCCCUCAUAGAAUGUGUCUACAAAGUCAUUGCUAAAAUUCUAACUAAUAGGCUUAGCAAGGUCAUGAAUCACCUCAUAGAUGAAAGGCAGUCAAACUUUGUCAAGGGUAGACAGCUGCUCCAUGGAGUUCUGAUUGCUAAUGAGGUUGUUGAGGGGGCUAGGAGGUCAAAGAGGUCUUGCUUGGUGUUUAAAGUGGAUUUCGAAAAAGCCUAUGACUCUGUGUCUUGGCAAUUCCUUUUUUAUAUGAUGAGAAGAAUGGGGUUUCAUGACAGGUGGAUUAGUUGGGUCAAGGGGUGCCUCACAUCAGCCUCUAUAUCUAUCGUAGUGAAUGGAAGCCCAACUACUGAAUUUAAGCCUCAAAGAGGUUUGAGACAAGGAGAUCCUUUGGCCCCUUUAUUGUUUGACUUGGUUGCUGAACGUUUGACAGGAAUGAUGAGGGAAGCAAUAUCCAAACACUGCUUCCACAACUUUAUGGUGGGGAAGAACAAGGUUGCAGUGAAUAUCCUUCAAUUUGCUGAUGACACUAUCUUUUUUGGGGAAGCUUCAAUGGAUUAUGUUAAAGUUAUCAAGGCUAUUCUUAGAAGCUUUGAGAUGGUUUCUGGCAUGAGAAUCAAUUUUGCUAAGACCCAAUUUGGAGCAAUUGGGCAAUCUGAGGAGUGGUGCAGACUUGCUGCUAACUACUUGAACUGUGGCCCUCUGCAUUUUCCCUUCUGCUAUCUAGGGCUACCUAUAGGAAUCAAUCCGAGAAGGAAGGUGGUGUGGGAGCCUAUAAUAAGAAAAUUCGAGGCUAGGCUGAAUAAAUGGAACUAG
Messenger RNA from Glycine soja, 2121 nucleotides. RefSeq lists its product as uncharacterized. The transcript has 3 exons. Lineage: Eukaryota; Viridiplantae; Streptophyta; Magnoliopsida; Fabales; Fabaceae. The coding region runs from base 1 to 2121 and encodes 706 amino acids. The record is from RefSeq and is a predicted model, not a curated record.